UAUGCUUAUUGAAAGGCCUCUCUUGUAUCGUUUUGCGAUAACAAUUAUCACGUCGCCGAUAAGCAGUAGAACCGACUGGUGUCGAUCUAUUUAGGAGAUAAGAGUGACAGCUGGCACUCGAGUAAUUUUCAUAUCGGCUGGCGUGCAUAAGAUAAAAUACACAUUGUCAUCUAAUAACGCUGCACAUUUCGUAUAACGAAACGUCACUGUUCUUUUAUACACACGCAAUUCGCACACGUAUGAAGUUAAAAAUUAAUUUAUUUUGUUAUUAUUUUUAUUCAACACGUUUAAAUGCUUGAGUAAUUAUUAUACGUUCUUGCAGACAGCGAUCGCGUGCAUUUUGUUUUAAUUGUUUUGUAUGUAAAAAGGUAUCUCACCAUUUGUUCUUCUGUCUUUUGCUUCACCUGUUGCUCCUACAAAGUCCUACCAUUACAUUAAUGUCUGUAUGAAAAGAAAUCCAUCGUCAUUAUUAUUGUUAUUUGGACUUUUAUGCAUAAAAUGCAUAUGUCAGAUUAUCCGUAUGAAUAUGCAAGAUGCGUAGAUAUGGAGCAGAUAAGAGAGUCACCCGAAACGCAAUCUCUGGAAGGUUUUAUUCCUCUUCUCAGUAUUACUGAGGGAUGUGGCGUUCUUCUUAUAAUUUUAAUGUUCGUGUGGACGGGUUAUUAUAGAAAUGGUUUCUCAUGGAGAUCGAAUCCCCAGCUCGAAUUUAACUGGCAUCCUUUAUUAAUGAUUAUAGCACUCGUGUUCCUAUAUGCUAAUGCCAUGCUUAUCUACAGGACGCAAAGGAACGUUCGCAAACGACGAUUAAAGUUAACUCAUGCGGGAAUGAUGUUAUUUAUCGUAUUAUUAGUGGUGAUUGCUCUAGUGGCCGUCUUUGACAGCCACAAUCUAGCUAAACCUCCUAUUCCGAAUAUGUACUCGCUGCACAGCUGGGUCGGGUUGACUACCGUAAUAUUAUUUUGCUGUCAGUGGGUCGCUGGAUGUGUCUCGUUCCUCUUUCCCGGGUUGCAGACUCCAUUACGGGCUUCUUACAUGCCGAUACACAUGUACUUCGGUAUUGCAGGCUUUGUAGGUGCGAUUGCCUCGUGCUUGUUGGGACUUAACGAAAAAGCGAUUUUCGCAUUGAAGGAUUACUCGUCCUUCGUGAGUGAGGGAAUUCUGAUAAACUUCAUGGGAUUGCUGCUCGUAGCAUUCGGAGGCUUGUCCGUAUACUUGGUGACACAGGAACGUUAUCGACGCAUGCCAAGACCCGAGGAUGAAGUCUUGUUGUCUGGUUAAUGUACGAAUUGUUACCUGAUUCGCUCCUUGAUGUAAAAAUAUCUGGUUGCUGUUUCCAAAUUAAUAAGUAUUUUAUUAAUGAGUACCUACUACAAAUUCUUCGUUAUAAGCCUUAUAUUAACUUAAUGAGUAAAGACUCUUUAUCAAGUUAAGAUUCUUUAAGUAAGUUUGAUCUGAUUAAUCGAAGCACAAAUGCAAGGAUUAGAAAACGGUAAUAUUUUAUUUUGUUACAUUACGUCAAUAUCUAUUAUAUUCUAGUCCAAAGAUUAACUUUUUAUUGGCUUUUUGAUAUUUCUUUUUGAUAGACAAGAUAUAUCUAUUUAUAUUUUUAUGUUAAUAUAUAUUAUACACAUAUCUACAUUAAUAUAUAUAAAUUGUAUUUAUAAUUCUAAAGCAAUCAUAUUUUUCUAAAAACUGGUGCUGUGUAUGCAAUAUAUAAGUAUGUAAUAUAUAAUUAUAUUAUACAUGUGUGUGCGCGCGCAACAUAUACGUAUAUUUUGCAGCUAUUUUUUGAAAUAAUUUAAUUGAUACUCGUUAAUUGAUUGAAUUGUAAUAUAUACGUAUAAAAUAUGUAAUACCAAUAUAUAUGUAUGAGAUCUCAUCGAAAAAGCAA
Messenger RNA from Solenopsis invicta (red fire ant), 1891 nucleotides. RefSeq names its product cytochrome b561. The transcript has 5 exons. Gene Ontology annotation, molecular function: oxidoreductase activity. Lineage: Eukaryota; Metazoa; Arthropoda; Insecta; Hymenoptera; Formicidae. The record is from RefSeq and is a predicted model, not a curated record. The coding region runs from base 490 to 1278 and encodes 262 amino acids.